Postia placenta MAD-698-R-SB12 is the source of this 987-nucleotide messenger RNA. Its product is annotated as polysaccharide lyase family 14 protein. The record is from RefSeq and is a predicted model, not a curated record. The transcript is spliced from 5 exons. Lineage: Eukaryota; Fungi; Basidiomycota; Agaricomycetes; Polyporales; Adustoporiaceae. Bases 1 to 987 code for a protein of 328 amino acids.
AUGGAACCCAGCACCACUGGAGACAGUACACACCCGCUUUUCCCGCUACACGCUCUGGUCCAUGUCAUGUACGGCUUCACCACCUCGACGAGUCUGGCAAGCCUCUCUGAUGUUUUCACCUACUACCCGUUGAACUACGAGGCUCUUGGAUUGCACGCGAUUUCAAAGCGCAUGCCUCGCGCUCUCGUGGCACCUCCGCUCUCCAAAUUGCAAGAUCAGCUUACAGACAGCUCGAUAGCAUUAGCAUGGGAGGCGUUCUUUCCACGAGGGAGCGUCAAUCCGAGCAACAAGAAUGCUCCAAUUGGCGGCUUUGGGUUUUAUCUUCACGGGCCUCCAGAAUUUGCCACCAUUAUCAAAGAUAUAAACACAGAAGGUCCGGGAGUGCUGGACGUGGUGAUGAGUUAUGAGGUCAUGUUCGAGGACGGGUUCGAAUGGGCAUUAGGAGGGAAGCUUCCUGGAAUAUAUGGCGGUGUAGGCGACAAAGCGUUCGGAUGUACUGGUGGCCGUAAACAAGAUCGUUGUCAAUGCUUCAAUCUGCGUCUCAUGUGGAGGGCCUCUGGACUCGGGGAGCUUUAUGCAUAUGUGCCGCCAUCUGCCUCCAACUCUGAGAGACUGUUAGCUACUCCGCCGGAUUCUCUACACAACCGGGACUUUGGUAUAUCAACAGGGCGCGGGGCGUGGAUGUUCGAGGCUGGGCGGUGGACGGCGAUUGCGCAGCGCGUGAGAAUGAAUACAGUCGGCAAGGAAGAUGGUGAAGUGGAGGUCUUCGUGGACGGGAAGUCGGUGAUACACGUUUGUGGGCUCGUACUGCGCACAGAGCCUGAAGGGCACAUUCAGGGACUGCAUCUCGAGACGUUCUUCGGAGGUGCCAAACCAGAGUGGGCAUCGCCGAGAGCCCAGAGCGCAUGGUUCCGCGGUAUCUCUGGCGCCAUUUUGCGUUCGGCCACGGACAGCCACAACAAGAAUGUGCGACAUGACGAGCUUUGA